AUUCCUCUCUCUUUGUUUAUCACUCAGGCUCUACUGUUCUCUACUUGUUGCUAUAUGUUGAUGACAUUAUCAUCACUGGUAAUGCAUCUACACAGAUUGCCUCUCUCAUCUCAGCUCUCAGUACUACUUUUGAUCUCAAGGAUCUUGGCCCCCUCAAUUACUUUCUGGGUAUUCAAAUUACACCCACAAAGUAUGGCCUUACCUUAUCACAGACUAAGUAUGCCUCUGAGAUUCUUCACCGUUUCAAUAUGCAUAAUUCUAAGCCAACAAAGACACCAUGUUGUUCUGCCACUAGACUUACUCCUGACUCUGGUCUACGCCUAUCUGAUCCCUCUACUUAUAGGAGCAUGGUUGGGGCUCUUCAGUAUCUCACAUUUACUAGACCAGACUUGGCCUUUAGUGUUCAUCAAUUGUGCCAAUUUAUGCAAUCCCCUACAACAACUCAUCUAGAAGCUGCUAAGAGAGUUCUCAGAUAUGUACGGGGUACUCUCUCUCAUGGAAUUUAUUUUUCUCGAGGUCCCCUUACCUUAGCUGCCUUCACAGAUGCUGAUUGGGCAGGGGAUCCCUUUGAUAGGAAGUCCACCACUGGUUUUAUGGUGUUUUUGGGAUCCAAUCCUAUUUCUUGGUCAUCCAAGAAACAGACCACUGUUUCCAGAUCUUCCACAGAAGCAGAGUAUCGUGCACUUGCCACUACUGCUGCUGAGCUCUCCUGGCUUAGACAAUUGUUUCGUGACCUUCUUCUUUUCCUUCAUCAUAUCCCAGUUUUAUGGUGUGACAAUGUGUCUGCCAUUGCUCUUGCUUCGAAUCCCGUUUUUCAUGCUCGUACAAAGCAUGUUGAAGUAGAUUAUCAUUUUGUCAGAGAACGUGUUCUUCGCAAAGAUUUGGCUAUUUCCUUUGUUUCUGGAAAGGAUAAUCUUGCUGACAUCUUUACUAAACCUUUGCCUGGACCCUCGUUUCUUCUCUUUCGUGCCAAACUCAUGUCUUGUUCCUCCCCCAUUCGUUUGAGGGGGGAUGAUAAAGAUAGUAAAACAGAGCAUCACUUACAGUUCAAGAAGGAAGAUGAUCAGCACGUGUUGGACUCACACACGUGCAGAUUACUUAAUUAA
This is a messenger RNA of Quercus lobata, 1106 nucleotides long. RefSeq lists its product as uncharacterized. The annotation marks the transcript as partial. The transcript has a single exon. NCBI's taxonomy places the organism in Eukaryota, Viridiplantae, Streptophyta, Magnoliopsida, Fagales, Fagaceae. The record is from RefSeq and is a predicted model, not a curated record.